This is a messenger RNA of Microplitis demolitor, 747 nucleotides long. Its product is annotated as zinc finger and BTB domain-containing protein 47-like. The coding region runs from base 1 to 747 and encodes 248 amino acids. The record is from RefSeq and is a predicted model, not a curated record. NCBI's taxonomy places the organism in Eukaryota, Metazoa, Arthropoda, Insecta, Hymenoptera, Braconidae. The transcript has a single exon.
AUGAAACGCUUCGCUCUUGGUGAUGGUGAUGUACCAGUGGUAGUUGAUCUAGUGUCUGAUGGCGAAGAGGAGAGAGUUCGCCCUGAUGAUGGUGAACGGGACUGGUCGGAUGCUGAGACAGUGGUCGAUGAGACCCUACCUCCCCAGGUUGAGCGCAGUGAAGGUGUUGAGACUCCUCCACUACCGAUGGAGGUCAACGAGGGUGCGAUAGGAAGUGAGGAAGAGGUCGAGGAGGGUAGUGAGGGAGAUGAAGAUAGUGAUGGAAGUGAAGAAGAUUCGAGUGAAGAGGAUGUGAGUGAAGAGGAAGAAUCGAGUGAACAAGAGGGUGGUGAUGGUGGUGAGGGUGAAGAAGAGGAUGUUGAUGGUGGUGAGGGGAUGGCAGUUGCUGCGGACGACGAUGAUCUGUCUUCCGGGUCGGAGGAUGAUGAUGAGGUGGGCUUCGUCGAGUCCGAAUCUUCUGACGACUCGGGCUUCAGGUCAGUAUAUCAGGGGUCAACUGUGGACUGGGUGGACGCGGUUGAAUACGACGGCGUUUCCAGCAGUGGAGACGAGACAGCCUCGUCGAGAACAGCCUCCGUAUGUAGUGAAAGAUAUGGGUUCUGUGUUGAUUGGGCUGGCCAUCGUAUUCCCCGUGACUUUGGCCUGGAUUCCCCGCGGUCUCCUGAGAAUCCUGAUGAUCGUGGCAACUCAGCGAGGAUUAUGGAGGAUCAGCGCCCCCCUCAAAUUACACCACCAGGGGUGACAUAG